AUGAAGACAAAGAUUCGACACACGGAGCCACACAGCAACAGAAAGCUCUCCGGCAUGAAGCUUGGAAGUACUCCACGGCAGUCCAGAGAGACUCUCUCCACUCAUCACCAAGAGAGGCCCAAAUCUGACAGUUAUCAGGAAGUCCAAGCUACAGAAAGCAUCCUGUCCAGCCUUAUCCCUCCAAUGCAGUUCCCACACUUUGAGAACAACAGAAAGAAGGCUACGUCUCUGUCUCGGGAGCAGGGGAUGGGCUCUCUCCAUGUCACCAAAAGACAGCGCAAACUGCUCAAAACAAGUCCCUUAAUCCAUUACAACAAAAAUAAUACUUCCUUGUGCUCCUCGUCCUCACCAUCUGCUUCUUCCUUGUCUUCGAGUUCUUCGUCGUCCCUAGUUUCCUCCCUGUCUGCCGUUCUCUCUUCCAGUGUUUCUGACCCUGCUUUCCAAGAAAAUUGGAGAAAGCGUUCCAGAAUUCUAGAGGCACGCCAACAGCUGAUGAAAGAGAUCUGCGCCAAGUACAAAAGCAGCAUCUCUAAGACCAUUACGCGUAAUCAUGUGAAACACCUCUUUGUGGAGGAUAAAUACAAGUUGUUGUACUGCCAGGUUCCGAAGACGGGAUGCUCAAACUGGAAGAGGACCCUGAUGGUGCUGGCGGGCCGGGCCUCCAACGCUCAGAGCAUUAAACAUGACACAGUCCACUACGGGGGGUACCUUAAGACGCUCGAUAGCUUCGACCAAAAACAGAUUAUGCACCGUCUGGAAACGUACAAAAAAAUCCUCUUUGUUCGCGAACCGUUGGAGAGAGUUGUGUCAGCAUACAGGGACAAGUUUGAGAAUCCAAACGACUACUACCACUCCCUGUUUGGGAAACCCAUCAUAUCCAAAUACAGGGUGAAUCCAUCUGAGAAAGCCCUGAAGACGGGCAGCGGGGUCACAUUCAAGGAAUUUGUUCAAUACCUGCUGGAUGUCCACCGGCCUGUGGGGAUGGACAUCCACUGGGAGCAGGUAAACCAGCUCUGUCAUCCUUGUCUCAUAAACUACGACUUUAUCGGCAAGUUUGAAAACAUGGAGGAGGAUUCUAACUUUGUUCUACGGCUGAUAGGGGCCCCAUCCAGCCUCACACUACCCAGUUUUAAAGACAGGAACCCAAACGACAAGAGAACCUCAAAUGAAAUAACAGAAAAAUACUUUUCGCAGGUCAGCAUGAUGGAGAGACAGCGAGUAUAUGACUUCUACUACAUGGACUAUCUGAUGUUUAACUACUCCAAGCCUUUUAAAGAUUUGUAUUAAUUGACUCCCCUCACGAUCUUGAUUCUGCCCCAUGAUCAUGCUAAUAAUGUUAACAUGAAGCUGCUCACUUACAUUUCAUAUGGGCCUUUGGGUCGAUACGGAGAUGUCAGAGACCAAACUUCCUCAAAAUUUCUCAUGACCAAAUGACAUUCAUUGUAAAGGUAACUGUGAGAUAAGAUACUUCAUGUUCUGUUCGAUGAGGUUUGUUUAAUUUUUCCUGAUUUUAAAAGAACACAUUUUCAAAAAGCAGAUGAUGGAAAUUUUUAAAAAUGAAAUAGUCCAUUUUGAAAAAAACAAGUUUAACAUUGUUCCACAGGCUUCAAACCAUGCUUCCUGUAAGUCAAGUAGAACUUCAAGUGUGUAUUAGGGUUGGCUAAGCGAGGCAUUCGAUCACACUGCUGAAUAUCCCCACCUGUCCGGUAAGCAUUUAUGGAAACUGUCACUUUAGUCUUCACUGACCUCAUUUCAUCCAAAUCAGCUCUUUUUAAAAUUGGAAAAAAUCUAAUCUACUAUUAAGUUUACUCAGCAUCAGUAUACCUCAGCGUACACUAAUACUGAAAGGCUUUACUCUAUGUGAAACAUAAGAAAAGAAAUAUCUCUAUAUAGUAUAACACUUUAAACGUGUCAAAUGAUGCCCUCUCAGCAACAGUGUGCACUUAUUGUAGCAAUUUUAUACUUCUAACAUUGUCCGUUAUUGGUUUGUGCUGUAGUCUAACACAAUUGUGCGCUGGGUCCUCCGUCACUGGAGGUGUUUCUUGAGCUGUUGACUGCAGGACAUCCGCAUGCCUGCAGGGUGCAAAGUGUCGCCUCCUACGGUCGAUGCUGCAGACUUCCCAGGUCAGUCUCUCUCAAAACAAAGAGAAAUAUUCGAUCACCUAAUUAAAACACACUCACACACAAAGUAAUGAUUCCAAUUAUGUUUCAACAAAUGUUUUUCUUUUGGAAAAAUGUAUGAUUUGGAUUUGAAAUCUUGGGUUGAAAAGGAGUAUGUGCAAACUUCAUCAUCCACAACAUAAAACAGCUCCUGAACAGCUUCCACUUCACUAACAGAUGUCACCCUGUCUAUAGCCUCUCUGUGUGUCACAUUUAUUCUGCACCGCUGUACAGGCUUCUUUUCUGACUCUACUGUGUAGAAUUGCAUAAUGGGCAUUCAGAUGACUAUCUAUUUUUCUAUGUAUUUCUAAAAUAUACACAUAUACAUAUGGAUAUAUAUAUAAAUGCAUAUAUAUUUAGUGCUUCUUGGUGAAGGUAUGUUUUUUCUCCUUUUUGAUGUCAUUUAUCCCUCUUUCAGUAAUUCCAGUGUAGAGUGUCGUGUCACUGAAGAGUCUCUUUCCAAAACAAAAUAGAAGCACAUGUCUAACUCUUAUCAAACUAAUCAAAGGGGAAAUGACAGAACUUGAAGAUUUGGUUGUAACAAGUUCUUAUAAACUGAAAAUGGAUAUGUAUAAUUUUGGAAAAUGCUCUUUUAUGACUCCUCCCUGAUGUGUUUGGAUUCUAAAUAGGAUAAUAGAUUUUGCACAGAUGAGCUUCAUUCCAUCUCUUUGUCCACCCUUGCUAAUGAACUUUUGAACAUAACAUGUCCUUGCGUGUAUGUAUGCACACUUGUGAGUGUGCACCUGUGGUAUUGAAAAAGCUUUUUAGAUGUAUUGCAAUCUCUCCUUUUACAUCUUUCCUAAAUAUGUGAGAUAUACACAGACAGCUAAAACACACUGCAGCUGUACUGUUUUCUGUGUAAGAUUACUAGACUUCUUCUUCACACCACCCAUUUUUCAAGCUGUCAACCUUUUCCUCCAAUUUGACAGGUUUGAUCACAUAUCAAAUGUGCACAUGAAGAAUUGCACAACUACAAGCAGGCCGAAAGUGCUGAAUUAGGGAUCAAAUGCAAAAUGGGAAACACAUCUCUUAUACAUUACAGGCUUUAAUAUCAGAUAAAAAGAACCCCAAGCGCAGACCAGCAAUGGUGGGCUUUUCAUCUGCUGAGUAGUUUGGUAGACGCUGAUAUCUUUUGAAAAGAAAAUUAGGUUUAAAUUGCCACGGUCUGUAAUUGUUUUGCGGUGCUCCUAUCAUAGUGGAAAAUACAACAACUUAGCUGCUUAGAACGUCGAUCCAGGAAAAAUACGAAAAAUGAUAGCUAAGUGAAAGGCAACAGGCUGUUUCUUUCCAUGAGAGUAGAGUGGAAUUAGUUUCUCUUGUGAUGGGGGGCGGGGGGGGCAUCUCCUGUGAAGUAUCAGUCAGUAUUCAGCUAUGCUUUGAAGCUCAGUGGAAUGUGAUUUACGUUGACAAAAUUAUCUCUAGUGUUUUUUUUGCCAAUCUAUAGUAAAUUUACAGAGUAAACUCUAUAAUCAAUUUCUGACAACUUUCAACCAUUUUGCUGGUAUUAUCCUUACACGGUGAUGGUAAAUGUUCAUAACUGUAUGAACUUUUGGUCAGUUGGCUUUUGCAAUUUGUAAAAUCUCAUUUUGGGUCAGAACGUGGUCAGGCUCUGUAGGUUUAGACAAGCUGUUGCCAAAACUGCUUUUGCAUUAUGCUGAGUCGUAUUCUCUCCUUGCCCUUUGGCUAAUAAAGUUUUCUUGCUAUGUGGGUGUGUGUGGAACAAAUUUAUCAAAAGCAUAAUCACAGUAACAAGUGAAUGUAUAACUUACUGUUGGUGCAAACCUGUAGAAAAGAUUAUCUUAAGCCCUUUGCCUUAUUUUACACUGCCAAUCAAAUGGUGUAUUUCAGGAAGACAUUUUUUCAGGUGGUUAUUUCUGGCUGAUGAGUAUCUACUAAUAAAUUGUCUUUUA
Menidia menidia (Atlantic silverside) is the source of this 4070-nucleotide messenger RNA. Lineage: Eukaryota; Metazoa; Chordata; Actinopteri; Atheriniformes; Atherinopsidae. The record is from the annotation of a GenBank genome assembly.